Messenger RNA from Drosophila takahashii, 3074 nucleotides. RefSeq names its product Glutamate receptor IIA (gene GluRIIA). Gene Ontology annotation, biological process: modulation of chemical synaptic transmission; synaptic transmission, glutamatergic. The record is from RefSeq and is a predicted model, not a curated record. Lineage: Eukaryota; Metazoa; Arthropoda; Insecta; Diptera; Drosophilidae. Gene Ontology annotation, molecular function: glutamate receptor activity; transmitter-gated monoatomic ion channel activity involved in regulation of postsynaptic membrane potential. Gene Ontology annotation, cellular component: postsynaptic density membrane; plasma membrane.
AUAGAUUCCCAAGAACACACCACUUUGUAUUUAACUUGAAUUUUGUUUGUGUGUGUGUUCGCCUUUUUUGUAGAUAUAGAUUUGUACAUAUGCAGUUGAGAAGUGGAAACGAAAUGGCUGCUGCAUUUAAAAAAUUCUAUUAGUUUCGUGUGAGGUAAACAAGAAUUUGGAGAACAGAAAAAUGCAUUUCGGUCCAGUCAGCACUUAUGCAUUCAUCAUAAUUAUAAUCGCCUUUUUCGAGGCUACUUUCGCAAUUGGUGGUGACGGUCGCAAUGAAAUCACAGUGGGUGCAAUUUUCUACGAAAAUGAAAAGGAUAUCGAACUCAGCUUCGAUCAGGCGUUUCGUGAGGUCAACAAUCUCAAGUUUGCCGAGCUGCGCUUUGUGACCAUCAAACGUUUUAUGCCCACCAACGACAGUUUUCUUCUGCAGCAGAUUACUUGUGAGCUGAUUUCCAAUGGCGUUGCGGCUAUUUUCGGACCAAGUUCAAAGGCAGCCAGUGAUAUUGUGGCGCAAAUCGCAAACACGACCGGCAUUCCGCACAUAGAGUACGAUCUAAAGUUGGAGGCCACUCGCCAGGAGCACCUCAACCAUCAGAUGUCCGUCAAUGUGGCACCCUCCCUGUCCGUAUUAUCGCGAGCCUAUUACGAGAUCAUCAAAACCAACUACGAGUGGCGCACCUUCACUUUGAUCUAUGAGACGCCAGAGGGUCUCGCCCGUCUGCAGGAUCUGAUGAACAUUCAAGCUCUCAACAGUGACUAUGUCAAGCUCCGAAAUUUGGCAGACUACGCAGAAGACUACCGAAUUCUGUGGAAGGAAGCUGACGAGACCUUUCACGAGCAGCGGAUAAUUCUGGACUGUGAGCCGAAAACCUUAAAGGAGUUACUAAAGAUUUCCAUGGAUUUCAAACUGCAAGGACCAUUUAGGAACUGGUUUCUCACGCAUCUGGACACGCACAGUUCGGGACUGAGGGAUAUUUAUAAUGAAGACUUCAAGGCCAACAUAACCUCAGUACGGAUGAAGACAGUAGAUCCGAAUCCAUUUGAAAGAAAGAAGACUCGCAUUACCAUGGUGGAUCAAAUAUUGGGCAACCAAACCAUGUUGCCCAUUCUCAUCUUCGAUGCCGUGGUCCUUUUUGCCAGCGCUGCCCGAAAUGUCAUGGCUGCCAUGCAGCCCUUUCACCCACCCAAUCGGCACUGCGGCAGCUCCGCUCCCUGGAUGCUGGGACCAUUUAUCGUUAACGAAAUGAAGACGAUCUCCGAGGACGACGUUGAACCGCCCUUUAAGACAGAGAACAUGAAGCUGAAUGAAAACGGGCAGCGCACCCACUUCAAUCUAGAGAUCUACAAACCGACCGUGAAUGAGCCCAUGAUGAUCUGGACGCCGGACAACGGAAUCAAGACACGUCGCACCAGCCUGGAACUGGAUAGUGCCGACAGCACUCAGGAUUUCUCGGAGCAACGCAGGGUUUACACAGUGGUAACGCACUACGAGGAACCCUACUUUAUGAUGAAAGAGGACCACGAGAACUUUAGAGGAAGAGAUAAGUACGAGGGCUACGCCGUGGAUCUGAUAAGAAAACUGUCCGAGCAAAUGGAGUUCGAUUACGAGUUCAUGAUCGUGAAUGGCAAUGGCAAGUAUAACCCAGAGACCAAGCAAUGGGAUGGGAUUAUACGCAAGCUGAUAGACCAUCAUGCCCAAAUUGGCGUCUGUGACUUGACAAUCACCCAACUGCGACGUUCUGUGGUGGACUUUACAGUGCCCUUUAUGCAGCUGGGCAUUAGCAUUCUGCACUACAAGAGUCCGCCGGAACCAAAGAAUCAGUUUGCCUUCCUGGAACCCUUUGCCAAAGAGGUCUGGAUUUAUAUGAUCUUUGCUCAGUUGGUCAUGACUCUGGCAUUCGUUUUUAUAGCCAGGCUCUCGCAUCGCGAAUGGUUGCCUCCGAAUCCCGCUAUUCAGGAUCCAGAUGAACUGGAGAAUAUAUGGAAUGUCAACAACUCGACUUGGCUGAUGGUGGGCUCUAUUAUGCAACAGGGUUGUGAUAUUUUGCCAAGAGGACCCCACAUGCGCAUUCUCACGGGAAUGUGGUGGUUCUUCGCCCUGAUGAUGCUCAGCACCUACACGGCCAACUUGGCCGCCUUCCUGACCAGCAACAAGUGGCAGAGCAGCAUAACGAGCCUGCAGGACCUGAUCGACCAGGACGAAGUGCACUACGGCAGCAUGCGCGGCGGCAGCACCUCGAUGUUCUUUUCCGAGUCGAAUGAGACCGAUUACCAGCGGGCCUGGAAUCAGAUGAAGGACUUCAAUCCCUCCGCCUUCACUAGCACCAAUAAGGAGGGGGUGGCUCGGGUGCGUAAGGAGGGUGGCAAGUACGCCUUUCUCAUGGAGACCACUAGUCUGACCUACAACGUUGAGCGUAACUGCGACCUCACCCAGAUUGGUGAACAGAUCGGAGAGAAGCACUACGGUUUGGCCGUCCCCUUGGGGGCCGACUACCGAACCAACCUGAGCGUACACAUCCUCCAGCUGAGCGAAAAGGGCGAGUUGUACAAGAUGAAGAACAAGUGGUGGAAGAAGCACAAUGUCACCUGCGACACCUUUCACGAGGUGGACGGUGACGAGCUGUCGAUUAUUGAGCUGGGCGGCGUCUUCCUUGUUCUGGCCGGUGGCGUUCUAACCGGCGUCAUCCUGGGCAUCUUUGAGUUCCUGUGGAAUGUGCAGAACGUGGCAGUGGAGGAGCGAGUAACUCCGUGGCAGGCUCUCAAGGCGGAGCUCGCCUUUGCCCUUAAAUUCUGGGUCCGCAAGAAGCCGAUGAGGAUCUCCAGCAGCAGCGACAAAUCCUCGUCGAGGCGUUCGUCCGGUUCCAGGCGCAGUUCCAAGGAGAAAACUCGCAGCAAGACGAUCAGUUAGGAGUUCUUAAAAUAUUUCACUUGGACAUUUUCGAAAAAACUUGUCCAAGAAAUGGGGAAAUCCAUGGACCAUUUGUGUGUGCCUACACAUCGAGCUAAAUAUAUAUAAUAACUUUAGAACACAGAAAGCGCAUUUGGGUAUAUUGGACGAGACAUUGAGUUUUUGA